AGACAUCGAAAGUCUGAGAGUACGAUAGUUAUGUAGUGAAAGGGCAUCAUGUACGUCAACCAUGUUUUAAUUUUAACAGUAAUUUCUUGCUGUUGUCUGAGCGUGUCGGCCCUGUGGUCACGUGAACUACAACACAAGCUAGUCAAUGUGAGGAGUGUCACGUUUCUAGUGACAGUAAACGACACUUGGGAUCCCAAUGGAUGCAUUGCAACUGUAAAAUCCCCUCCUCUGAGGCCGAAUGUCAAAUACAACUAUACCGAGCAGAUCAAUGUUGGAACAUGCGAUCACGGGCCAUUGGAUUUCCGGGUUUCGACCCUCAACGACAGUGUCAAUGCCGCGACCAUUCACUUAGUAUUUCACUCCUCUGUAGUAGAGGAUGCUGAUCCUCCUGCGUGUAGCAUUGGAUGGAAUGGUACCUACCUUGUCCCACGUGACCCAACCAAACCUAACCAAUCCCUACUCCCUGGUUGUAUGACGGGAGAUUCUAGGGAAGGCUAUCACAUGACCUACUACUGGUUCCAUAUUCUUGAUUGGUCUUUUUAGUAAAUAUAUAUCCUGACA
Molecule: messenger RNA, 561 nt
Organism: Pecten maximus
Lineage: Eukaryota; Metazoa; Mollusca; Bivalvia; Pectinida; Pectinidae
Exons: 3
Coding region: 49-543 (164 amino acids)
Source: RefSeq, a predicted model, not a curated record